AGCCAUUCUGGCUCAAGGCAUUUUUUCGGCCCCCCAGCGACCUUUUUGUGUUUUCCCCCGCGGGCUGGAGCGAGAUCUCCCCGACGCCCCGCAUGGUCACGCUCUAAACGCCAGGGGCCGCCAGAUCUGAUCCUCCCUGGACAGCACGGCUGGAUGCUGCCGAUCCCGGCGCGAGACCGCGCCGGCCCCGUGGCCCCCGACGCGGCCGCAGGCCUUGGCCUGCCGAUCCCGGCGCGAGGCUACCCCGACGAGCAGCCGCUGCCCAAGAGGGCCUGUCUCGGCCUGCCCAUCGCGGCGCGCGGGGAGCCCGCGCCGGCCGCGGACCGCGGCCGGCCAGCACAGGCGCGCGGCGAGCCCGCGCAGGGCGCAGGGCUCGGCCUGCCGCUCGCGGCGCGCGGGGGGCCCGCGGCGGGCGGGGGCCUCGGCCUGCCCACGCGGGGGCACGGGGAGCUCGGACCGGGGGCGGUCGCGAACCACCCCGACGUGUCGAUGCGCACGGGCGGCGGCCAGGCAGGGGCGCCGAGGCGCCAGGUUCGCCGGCGGACGGCCACGGAGCAGGACCGUUGCCCCCUGGAGGCCCCCAGCGAGCACGCGGCGGCGUCCUUCGGGCGCAGCAGGACCAUGCUGAUCGGCGGGCGCGGCAGCGCCAGCGGGCGGGCGCGCCGGCUCGAGAGCCGGAGGUCGCUGGGCGAGGGUGUGCUGCAGGGCGCGCACUUCAGCGCGAUCAUCGGCACGCACGGCGAGGAGGUGCCCAUCGCCAAGCGCUACACGUUCGGCCGGAUGCUGGGCGAGGGCGCGUCGGGCUCCACCUGGGAGGCCUGGCCCACGGACGCACAGGGGAAGGCCUCGCCGCAGCACUCGGGCAGCAAGGGCCACCGCGCCAUCAAGAAGCUGACCAAGUACGGGGCGUCCGCGCAGGAGCGGGAGGCGUGCCGCCAGGAGGUCGAGUUGCUCAAAGAGCUCGACCACCCCAACAUCUGCAAGCUGUACGAGGUGUUCGAGGACGCGGCCGCGCUCUACAUGGUCAUGGACAUGUGCGAGGGCGGGGAGCUCUUCGACCGCAUCGUCGACGAGGAGCUGCACGGCGAGGCGCAGGCCGCGGACCUCUUUCGCCAGAUCGCGGGGGCCCUGCGCUACUGCCACGAGACGCACGGGAUCAUGCACAGGGACAUCAAGCCCGAGAACGUGCUCUUCACGACCAAAGAGGAGAAGAGCCCGGUCAAGCUGAUAGACUUUGGCAUCGCGUGCUUCACGAGGGACGCCCUGCAAAAUCGGCAGGCGGGCACCGAGGCCUACGAGGCGCCCGAGGUUCUGCUCCGGCAGGACUACAGCGAGAAGUGCGACCUCUGGUCCCUGGGCGCGCUGCUGUUCGUGAUCCUGACUGGCCGCCUGCCGUUCCAGUCUGUGGAGCACGCCCAGCGCGGGGCCAUCCGCUUUGAGGACGCGGACCAGGUGUCGCCGUCAGCCAGGGACCUCACCGCGAGGCUUCUGGCGGUCGACCCUGCUGGGCGGCCUUCUGCGGCCGAGGUCUUGGACCACCCCUGGGUUGCGGAGGCAAGACACAAGGUCGAAUCGCUGGGAUCGUCAGUGUUCGCGCGCCUGAAGAGCUUCAAGCAGACAACCGCGCUGCGCAAGAUUCUGCUCAUGGUCCUCUCUCGCCAACUCACCGACGUGGACCUUCCCGAGACGUAUGAGGCGUUCCAGCAGAUGGACACGAACGGGGACGGAAAGCUGAGCCACUCCGAGAUUCGCGCCGCUCUGGGCUCCAGGAUGUCUGCCGAGGAGGUCGACCAGGCCAUUCAGGCGAUGGAUGUUGACGGCAGUGGGAACGUCGAGUACAGCGAGUUCUUGGCCGCGGCCUUCGACCGGAAGCUGCUGUUCCGCCAGGACUUGUGCUUGCAGGUCUUUCGCGCUCUUGACAAGGAGGGGGCAGGGGUGAUCUCCAUCGAGGGUCUGAUGCAGAUGAUGGACGGCGUGGUGGACUGCCCACACCGCGGCGCCGUGUGUGCGCGUCUGCAGACGGAGGCCAAGGAGCUGCUGGAGUGCUUCGACGCCGACGGCGAUGGCGUCCUCGACUUCGCCGAGUUCACGAACCUGCUCACCAGGAACAGCUUCUCCGGCGCCGCCUGCGCCGUGGACUUCGACGGCCUCGCCGACCUGGGCGGCGGCGCGGGCGAGAAUUCGAAGCGGGCCUCAAAGGCCUCGCGGGCCAGCAGCGCUGGCCCGGGCGACGAUGCCCCCGAGGCCGGGCGGGCCUCCAACGCCUCGCGGCCCUCGCGGGGCAGCAGCGCCGGCAAGGUCUCCGCCCACGCCGCCGACGACGGUCCAGCCGACUCGGCCAGCUGCCCCGGCGAGGCCCUGCACGAGGUCUCCGCCCCGCUGCGGGCGACGAGGUGGGUGAGGGCCCGUCUCAGCACGGGCUGGAUGAGCCUACGCCCCAGCACGAGCCAGGGCCCGGAUGAGGCCCUGGGAGCACGAGCGAGGCCAGAGAGGCCGUCGAGGGGCGCCCGCUCCGCCCGCCGCCCGUCCAGCACGGGGGAGGCGGGGCUCCUCUCGUGCAUCGCGGGCCUCUGCCCGCCCGAGCCGCGCCGGGGCCCCUCCUAGCGCAGCCGCGCCGUGCCACGGGCACAGAGGCGGCCGCGGGCCCCGGGCAGCGCGAGGAAGAAAACACGCCCCGCUCGCCGUCACUGGCACAGUC
Prorocentrum cordatum is the source of this 2698-nucleotide messenger RNA. The record is from the annotation of a GenBank genome assembly. Lineage: Eukaryota; Dinophyceae; Prorocentrales; Prorocentraceae.